AUGUCCGACACCCAGCUCAAUGUCCUUAUUGCCCACUACCUCGCCUCACACGCCCCCCAAGCACUCCACCCCUUCCUAGCAGCAAGCGACACCCCUCUUCCCGACCUAUCCAACCCCCCCAACCCCGACCUGCUAACGUUGGUCACCGACGCGCGAGCAGCUGAACUCGCCGCCAAGCUCCAACACACCCACCUCGCCCCUGUCGCAGACCUCAAAUCUCUCCUAUCCGAACCCCUUCCCCAAAACGACAAGUUGACUCGAGUUGCGCGGACAUUCGACCAUAUUUCAGAUGGAAACCUCACCGCCGUGGCCGUAUCCAACCUCCCUCGCCGGUCAUUCAAUACUGCUACUGCGGAAUACGAAACCCGGCAAGAGAAAAGUAUCGUCGUGGGGGGGGCGGAUCGGGCCGUUCGUGUGGUCGACUGGAACUCGGGCGAGAUUGUCCAGAUGAUGACUUUCAAGGCGCCCGUUCUGUGUCUAGCGAUACAUCCCACCAACCCACGCUAUAUUGUUAGUGGGGCCAUGGACGGAACCCUCUCUCUUUCCGAUACGAUCACCCAUUCUACCCUCCAGACAUUUAGUGGGGCCAAGUUUGUCGUUCGCGUAGCCUUCUCAUCUGAUGGACGAUACCUCGCAUCGGCGAGCUAUGAUAAGAGCGUGAGCGUGUACGAAGCGGUUGGGGCAGCGCACCACGCGCGUACAGGUAACGACGACGCCGACGCGUGGUUGCAUGCCCUGGACUCUGGGGACGAUGCCGACGCUGCCGCCGAGCCCGAGCUGCGAUACCAACUCCGACACAGAGUCGAGACCGAGAGUAACCCCGAAGCCCUCCUCUUCCACCCCGCCUCUACGUGGUUGAUGUACACGCAACGCGCGAGUCCGGCACUGCAUUACCUCUCCCUUGGGGAUUGGGAGACUCGCUCAAAGAGCUUCAACGUCCACGCCCUCGACAAUCAUGUUUCGUUUGCCGUGCUGGACCUCGCUCUCCAUCCUUCUGGGCGGAUCAUUGGGGCAAUUACAGGCGACCAUGCUGGUCCUGGCGCGGAGAGGGUUUUGCUCUACGGCGUCGAACCAGAUGAAACUGAGCGCCUUGCUUGUCUUUGGACUCGGAGUGAACCGGACGCAUUCGUGCUCCCCCGCCUCGCUUUCUUGCCCUCUGGUCGCGGGAUCAUCACUACCAGCGCCAGCGGCGAACUUACCCUCCUCACCCUACAGGGCGAAGUGCGGAGUAAGCUCAAGGUCCAUGCUGCUAGGGAGGGUGUCACCGGCACGAGCGAUGUCGUGCGCGACCUUGCCGUUGCUACCCAUGGAGAAGGAGGUUGGGAGGUCGUGAGCGUCGGGUACGACCGUACCAUCAAGAUGACACUUGGGCGUGAGUAA
Molecule: messenger RNA, 1380 nt
Organism: Cutaneotrichosporon cavernicola
Lineage: Eukaryota; Fungi; Basidiomycota; Tremellomycetes; Trichosporonales; Trichosporonaceae
Exons: 1
Coding region: 1-1380 (459 amino acids)
Molecular function (GO): protein binding
Source: RefSeq, a predicted model, not a curated record